GUAGAUUCCUGCUGAAAAAUUACAUUGCUUCAGAAAGGAAAGUUACAAGUGUGAACCGCGUUUGGCGGACAGGAGAGACAAUGGGGAUGUGUCUGCCAUGUUUGGGUGGCUCCGUUGAGGAUUACGAUCAGCCGGAUCCAGAAACAAGAAGACAACAGCAGGCUGAGGCAGCAAUCAAACGUCAGCGGGACAACGAGUCGAGAGGGGUGAAGGAUGCUGAGGGGCUGAAGAGGAAGCAGCAGAGAAAGGAGGAGAUCGAGAAGAAGGCGGAGAUGCAGGGAGGAGAUAAUGCCAUGAAGUGGCAAGUCGGAUGAUCACACCAGUUGCCUUGACAACAGAUAUGUUCCAUCAGCAACACUUCCAGUGUAGACUUUGAGAUGUCUACACAUUUGUCGUACAAUAUUUCUAUGUUUUCAUAGCCCUAUUGGCCUUUCUUCUGUGAUUGUUCUUAGUGAAAUGUUGAAAUUAUUUUCAACCCAUGUUCAUAUGUUCUUGAUCAUGUUGACGACAGUGUUUCCUUGUAUUUUCAUAACUUUUCUAUCAUAUUUUGAUAAUAUCUUAUCUCAUAUCUGAAAGGUGAUGUGGUAACAUAUUUUCUUAUUAUGCAGUCAUAGAAUUUUAAUUUGUUUCUGUAGUCAGAAGAUACAAUUAAUCUUCUACAAAGUCUACCCCAAUGUUAAAUGUAUACCAUUGAGCAGAAUUAUUUUGUUAUGCUUAUUUCAAUGAUGCUAGAUUGCCACAAUGUUAUUUGUAUUGAGAGGACUAGUUCCAAGUUUUGGUUAUUUACGCCAGAAAUGAAGGGUUCGGCAGAACUCUGUGACUAUUUCAAUGUUCCUCAACCCAUCAAUGAUACACACACACCAAAUAAAUCAGUUUGGUUUUUGUUAUCCUAAUUAAUAUAUCAUACUCCUAUCUAGUUUGGCAAGGGUGGAAACUGGACUUUUAUGGUCAGUUAACUCCCUUGCCUUGGGAAGAUGCAUACUCCAAACAUACUCAGUUUCAAAGUUGUCGAAUCAUUGGAGCUAGUGUCACACAAUAAACCACCAAGGUGUUUCUGUCCAUCAUACAUCUAUUUAUGAUCUAAAUAGUAAUGGGGGGCACGGGUGGCCCAGUCGUCUAAGGCGCCGCGAUUAGCUGUGCAGAGUUGCGUCCCUUGGGCACGCCAGAAACCUAUGAUUGUGGGUUCGAAUCCCGGUUCGCCCCGAUUAUGUUUCUA
Haliotis rufescens (red abalone) is the source of this 1216-nucleotide messenger RNA. Its product is annotated as small VCP/p97-interacting protein-like. The record is from RefSeq and is a predicted model, not a curated record. Gene Ontology annotation, biological process: negative regulation of VCP-NPL4-UFD1 AAA ATPase complex assembly; negative regulation of retrograde protein transport, ER to cytosol; positive regulation of autophagy. Gene Ontology annotation, cellular component: endoplasmic reticulum membrane. NCBI's taxonomy places the organism in Eukaryota, Metazoa, Mollusca, Gastropoda, Lepetellida, Haliotidae. The transcript is spliced from 3 exons. Bases 81 to 314 code for a protein of 77 amino acids.